This is a messenger RNA of Asparagus officinalis (garden asparagus), 518 nucleotides long. RefSeq names its product cation/H(+) antiporter 15-like. The record is from RefSeq and is a predicted model, not a curated record. Gene Ontology annotation, biological process: regulation of pH. Gene Ontology annotation, cellular component: endomembrane system. Bases 108 to 518 code for a protein of 136 amino acids. NCBI's taxonomy places the organism in Eukaryota, Viridiplantae, Streptophyta, Magnoliopsida, Asparagales, Asparagaceae. The transcript is spliced from 3 exons.
CAAUAUAAAUUCUAAUCCUCUCAUUCUUUCUUUUUCAAUUCCAUAUCAAAUUUAUUCCAGCUUUCUUCUUCUUUUGUUGAGCAGAAGCUAGCAGUCUUCGUGCUCAAAUGGCUCAAGCCUCAGAGAUGAACAAUAGCGUGUUGAAUUCGACAACUCCUAGUGUAGAGCUAGAGUGUUUCUCCCCUUAUAUGAUCAUCACCAAUGGAAUAUGGCUUGACGACGAUCCUCUAAGAUACUCUCUCCCUCUUUUCCUUAUCCAACUCCUUAUAAUAACGCUGACCAGUCGCACUCUUAAUGCUAUCUUGAAACCCUUUGGCCAGCCUAUGGUCCUCGCUGAGAUCCUAGCAGGGAUGCUGCUGGGACCAUCUUUUGUGGGAAAAUUCUUUCAAGGAUUUCAGGCUCAUUUCUUUCCACCAAGAAGCAUCAGCAUACUGUCGUCGAUGGGUGAAGUGAGGAGAAGAUCGGAGAUUUUCUUUUUUGGGGACUCCGGAGAAGAGAUUCAAUUACUUAUUGAUUGA